GAUAGGUGGUGCUAUUGGCGGACGACGUGCAAGCUACAGUGUAAGUGAAUGCAUGUUCUCCACGCAGUUGUUAUGAAUAAACGUCGAGGGAGAGGUGAGCGCUCGAUAAUCUCUUCGACUUGAACACGUCUGCAGUAUCAGCACUGAUGCUCGGCUGGAGGCUCUGAAGUCUGUGCGCGCCGCGGCGGAUCAGUUUUGGAGUCGCCAGCACUGCGCCUUACAGCCUGGAAACAAGACACACGAUCUGAUGGACUGGGUUCAUCGUUUUCCUAAAGUUUAACUUUACUGCCUUUCUUGGGUGCAUUUUGUACAGUGGGAUUUAUUGUUUUUGGAGUUCAUUUGGAGCUGUUUACUUUGUGUUGUUCUAGUAUGGGGGAGAGCGUGCGUUUGGGGUAGAUAUGUUCCUGUUCUGUGGAAGUUGAGCCCCGCGCCCUCUCUCCACUUACUCCCAUCUUUGCAUUUUGAUUAUUACACUUUAACUGAACUCUGCAGGAGGUUUGAAACGACUGGGGAAAAUGGCCAGCGAGCGGAAACCGCGGCUUUGUCUCAUGACAAAGGGGGAGAACGGGUAUGGAUUUCACUUGCAUGGCGAGAAAGGGAAGAGCGGACAGUUUAUCCGCAAAGUGGAGGCUGGCUCCCCUGCAGAAGCGUCGGGGCUGCGCGCUGGGGACCGAGUGGUUGCGGUGAAUGGGGUUAACGUGGAGAGAGAGACACACCAUCAGGUGGUACAGCGGAUCAAAGCCGUAGACCAUGAGACCAGGUUGCUGGUGGUGGACCAUGAGACGCACGAAAAUCUGCGCAGCCUGCGCCUCACAGCUACAGAGGAGAUGGCCGUUCUGGGGACGGGGCCUUCCUCCUCAUCCUCUGCCCCGGCUUCCCCUUCUCCUUCCUCGUCCUCGGUCCCAUCGUCCCCCAGCAAGAAGCGGGAGAAUGGCUCGGUGUCCAAGCAGCCGGUCACACUGAACAGCCAGGUGCAGAAGCCCACAAGGAGGUCACCUUCAAAGGCUGCAAAGAAGGAGGCUCUUGCUCAGGCUGAAGCUCACACCCAGGCACAGUCCCAGUCACGGCCCCAGGUCGACCCGUCGGAGCUCGCUCCACGUCUGUGCCACCUGGUUCGGUCUGAGACGGGCUACGGCUUCAACCUCCACAGCGAUCGGUCACGGCCCGGACAGUACAUCCGCUCCCUGGACCCUGGAUCACCUGCAGACCAUGCCGGGCUCCGGCCACAGGACAGACUCAUUGAGGUAAAUGGCGUGAACAUUGAGGGCAUGCGGCAUGCAGAGGUGGUGGCUUUCAUAAAGAAAGGGGGAGAUGAGACCUGGCUCCUGGUGGUGGAUCCAGACACAGAUGAACACUUCAAGAGGAGGGGGAUAAUCCCCACAGUCAGUCAUCUCAAAGACUAUGAUGGUCCAUCCAUAUCCAACGGCUCCCCCACCCCUCAGAUCAACGGCAGCUCCACCACACAGUCCAUCAGGUCCACACACUCCGACCUCAGCAGCCAGGGCAACAGCACACAGUUGGCGGAUGAUGAGGGCGGCCAGCUGUUGGACCCAUUUGCAGAGAUGGGCCUGAGGCUAAGCGCUACGGCAGCAGAGGAGAAGCUGAAGGUCCAUGCCAAAGAAAAGAAGAAGGCACCACAGAUGGACUGGAUGAAGAAAUAUGAACUCUUCAGUAAUUUCUGAGAGAUUCCCUUCCAAGGACACUUAGAAGACCAAAGGACAGAGCUGUCUGCAGCCCUGAUGGACAAGCUUGUGUUGUGGAAGAACAUCCCUCUUACUAAACAGAUUUUGUUUUUUUCUUAGAGAAAGAACUAAGAUGAUUCAACACACUAGAAGAUCAGUUGUUUCUGGAAUUAAAAGUGACAAAAGGAUAAAGUUGUCCAGUGGAUUCUACUUUUUCAGCCACUUCAGAGACUCUUUAACAGCUUCUUGUCCCUCAUCAAAAAAUGUUAAGUUUAACAAGUUUUCACAAAUUUGCCUAAAUCCCCAUCACUUUUUCUCUACCUUAAUCACCCCAUCCUCCCAUCUACUCCCAGAGACUUGUUUCAGUCAAAUAGGGGAGACAGUUAUUUUUAUACUUAAAACCUAUAAAUGCCUAUGAAUAAACAGUCUCCCAUCAUCAUGGACUGCAUUUGAAAUAGUUUUACGGACACUGUGACAUGAAUGAUUGUGGACAUUGUGGGAGUUUUGGCCCAUCAGUCAGAGAAAGCCCAAACUUGGCAGAAGAUCACUGUGAAUGAGUUGAGACCCUCCACCUCCAGUCCACUCAGAUGUUUGAUCGUAACCACUGAGAAAGGAAAGGAUGGCUGUGUGUACUGGUUAUGUAUAAUGUAUGCUACAUGUAUUUGUACUUUUACAUUGAGAUAAUUAAGUGAUCAUCAGCUAAAGCCCACAUAUGCACCAGCUGAACCGCUUCAGAUCAGCCCUGCUUUAUUCAGAAAGAAUUAAUGUUGCUUGUUGUCCAGCACUCAAACUUAUUAAGUGUAUCACCACUAACCUCUUUUCCCAAAUUGUGCACUGGUGCGCACUGUGCAUAUAAAAGAAGGGAAUCACCACUAACAUUAAAUGCUUUGAUAAAGUAAACAAUGGAAACUGGAAUCAAGGGCAGAGGAAUAUCUACAUUUCUCAGGGCAAGAUGAAUGAGUUUUUUAUUGUAGAGCGCUUGAUGUGUACAGCAGAGGGCAAACUCACACCACAAAUGAAGACAUCUUUUGGCACUUAAACCAAGCAGAGUAGAUGUUCCAGAUGUCAUUCAUCAUCUCACAAUGUCUCUGAAACGAAAAUUAAUUCAGGUGAGGUGGAGGAAAGAAACUCAAGACAGUUUGAAGAUUUAUUCCCAGUGAUUACUGAAGGUGGAUCUGAAGGAAAGAAUAACGAGAAGCAAUUAUUCAGAUGUAAUGUGAAGGAGACUUUUAUGUUGUUAUUAUAUUUACACUUUUAACUGUGAUUCGAAAGCAAGCUGAUAAAUGUGAAGGCAGACAGCUAGUGUGAUUUUCUAACCAGCUGUGGAAGGAGUAUGUAAAGGCUGGCAAGACAGCCAACUACUAAUAAGACAGUAUUAGAGAUUGCACAGACUACAGCUAACUCGUCAUUAAUGAAUAACUCAAAAAAAUUAAACUGAAUACAUUUGAAAGGAAUUUUCUCAGAAGAUAUUAGUCAAGGAAGUGCAUGGUCUUGCUUCAUCAGCGGUUUCAAUCUGUCUGUCGAUGAAAUAUAAGGAAAAAGGAUGAAAUGAGUUUCAUUGAUGGUUGAAACUGUCCUAGGGGCACGUUUCACUUCAAAGGCAUAGUUAAACAUUUUUGGAAAUACAAUUUUUCAUUUUCAGACAGAGAGUUAGAUAUGAAGAUUGAAACCACUCCUGUCUAUUCGGUAAAUAUGAAGCUACACCCAGUAGCAGGUUUGGCUUGGAAACAGGGUGAAAGCCUGGUUCUGUUAACCAAAUCCACCUACCAGCACCUCUAAUUCAACCAUUACAUGUCUUUUGUUUACUUUGUGCAAAAACUUACUUAAUAAACCAGAACAUUGUAAUUUCUACUCAACAUAUUUCUUACAGUUUAAACAAAUGAGAUAUAUCAUGUUAAUUAAUGAUCUUUAGAGGUGCUGACAGACAGGGUGUUUUUUUUUCCACCUGGAUAGAGCCAAGCUGUUUUACCCUGCUUUUGUGCAAAGCUGACCUGCUGCUCAUGGUAUAGCAGUGGUAGAGUGGUAUUCAGAAAGCAAAUAGAUAUAUUUGCCCAUAUGUCAGACCAUCCCUUUAAUUAAAUAAGGUGCAAGAAAGAAAGUGGGGUUAGGGCUCAAGAGUGCAACUAGCAUAUUUUCAGAGGAAGGGAUGUGAUCAGGUGCUACAAGAGCAGUAUGUGUUAGCAUGUUAUGGGGUGGAGGGAGUGUAGGAGACAUACAGAGUGAGGUCAGAGAUGCUCUGGAGGAUCUAGUGAAAGAGACUGUGGGAGCCAUGGAGCUUACUGAGGAUUAUUACACAUCCAGGGACAGCUGUCAUACACAUGCCCACACACAAUUGGAGCACAGUGUGUGUAUAGAAGAUAGCCAUGCCGCAACCCAAGCAAUGUUGAUAUAAUGCAUUACAACAAGUGGGACUGCAAGUUGGAGAAAUGGCAGGUCAUCUAUGUGGACAACUUUUCUUUUUUGGUAACCAUUCACACCCUUAUUCUUACUUUACAGAGCCCACACUAAACACCAGUCGUCUCUGAACAUCAGUCUGUGUGUGCACUAGGUCACAGCAAAACACCAUGUUACCAUGUCCGAUGCACAUGUAUAUACAGUAAAAAGCAUACAGUAUAUAUGGCAGGUUGCAUUUUUUUCAAUAAAGUGUGACGAUUGCGUUUUUAAAUAUAUCAAAUUGUCAUCGUCAUCUCUC
This is a messenger RNA of Toxotes jaculatrix (banded archerfish), 4374 nucleotides long. Its product is annotated as Na(+)/H(+) exchange regulatory cofactor NHE-RF2. The record is from RefSeq and is a predicted model, not a curated record. The transcript is spliced from 6 exons. Gene Ontology annotation, cellular component: apical plasma membrane. Gene Ontology annotation, molecular function: signaling receptor binding; protein-membrane adaptor activity. NCBI's taxonomy places the organism in Eukaryota, Metazoa, Chordata, Actinopteri, Toxotidae. The coding region runs from base 516 to 1682 and encodes 388 amino acids. Gene Ontology annotation, biological process: protein localization to plasma membrane.